AUGGACAUUGAUAAUGAUAUUCAUCAAGAGAAUCAUUUCCGAUUUCUUCCAUGAAUCCACAACCUCCUCCUUCUUCCUCCGAUCAGCCGCCCAAUUAUCCGGGCACUCACGUCAUGGGAACACCUAUGCCGCCUUCCAACCCCUACGUUCAAUAUGGCGCUCCUCCACCUCCACCUCCACCUCCCAACAACAACCACAACCUGGAUAAUGUUCGUAAGAAGCUUAAUACAUGGGGCAACAAGGCAGAGACCACCGCUACAAACAUCUGGACCAAUCUGAAAACGGGUCCAUCUGUGACUGGAUCGGCAUGGGGGAAAAUGAAUUUGACGGCAAAAGCAUUAACCGAAGGUGGAUUCGAAUCUCUAUACCGGCAGAACUUCACGGUUUACCCCAACGAGAAACUGAACAGGACUUUUGCCUGUUACUUGUCUACAUCCACCGGACCUGUCGCCGGAACCCUGUACCUCUCCAAUAUUCAUGUCGCCUUCUGUAGCGAUCGUCCCUUGUCUUCCAUCCAACCCAACGGCAUGGAGUCUUGGAUCUAUUACAAAGUCAUCGUCCCAUUGGAGAAGAUAGCCACGGUGAACCCAGUUACGGUGACAGGUAAAAAACAAAUAGACAAAUAUAUUCAGAUCUCCACAAUUGAUUCUCAAGAUUUCUGGUUCAUGGGUUUUGUCAACCACGAGAAAGCGUCAAAACAUCUCCUCAACGGUGUCUCCACCGCCCCACGAUUUCCUUAACACGUUUCUUCUUUUGUUCCAUUAAUUAAGCUAUGCGGCUUUUGUUUUGUUUAUGGAUAUUAUUAGUAAUCAAGUUUCAUCUUUCUUCUUCC
This is a messenger RNA of Cynara cardunculus var. scolymus (artichoke), 832 nucleotides long. Its product is annotated as GEM-like protein 5. The record is from RefSeq and is a predicted model, not a curated record. The transcript is spliced from 2 exons. Lineage: Eukaryota; Viridiplantae; Streptophyta; Magnoliopsida; Asterales; Asteraceae. Bases 51 to 740 code for a protein of 229 amino acids.